AAUAUUUGAAAUAUCAAGAGAGAGAGAGAGAGAGAGAGAGAGAGAGAGAGAGAGAGAGAGAGAGAGAGAUGCACUACCCAAGCUACACCUUAGAGAGGGAGAUCAGCAACUUCAUUAAGGUAUGGAUUUCAGUAGUUGUCUCUUUAUGCUACUGCUAUUUUUCAGCCAAGUUCAUCCCAAAAGGUAUGCCCAGGCUUCUCUCAAUCAUCCCUAUUGUCUCUCUCUUCUUUGCCCUUCCUCUCAAACUUCACUCCGUCAACCUUUGUGGCCCCACCGCUUUCGCCAUAGCCUGGCUUUCCAAUUUCAAACUCCUCCUCCUUGCCUUUGGCAAAGGCCCUCUCUCCCACCCUUCUCUCUCUCUCCCCCAUUUCACUGCUAUUGCUUGUUUCCCUAUCAGGAUCCAACAAAACCCACCUCCGAAAUCCCAUGCAAAUCUAGAAAAUUCACUGACAUCUCAAAAUAGAGACAACCCAUAUCCAUUAGAUCAAGAUGGCCACCAUAGCCAAAACCCACCUCCAAAAGGUCAUAAUAGAGAAAAUCCAAAUCCCAGAAUCACACAAAAUGGAAACACAUCGAUUUGGAGUUAUGCUAUAAAGGUUGUUUUUCUAGCCUUGUUUUGGCCUUUUUACGAGUAUAGUGACCACAUACACCCAAAUGUCAUGUGGGUCAGUUACUGCUUCCACAUCUACUUCACGUUGGAAAUCUUACUAGCCACUGCAGCAGCCGCGGCUCAAGCCCUAUUCGGGCUAGAGCUUGAGCCGCAAUUCGACAAGCCGCACCUCUCGACCUCUGUCCAGAACUUCUGGGGCAGGAGAUGGAACCUCGUUGCAUCCCGAUCCCUGCGUUCCACCGUAUACGAGCCCACGCUAUGCAUAUGGGCGCAAGUCAUAGGCCGGAAGUGGGCGUCGCUUCCGGCCGUCAUGUGCACGUUCGUAGUCUCGGCCCUAAUGCACGAGAUUAUAUUCUACUACAUGGGCCGCCUGCAGCCGACGUGGGAGGUCACACGGUUCUUUCUUCUCCACGGGGCGUGCGUGGUGGCGGAGAUUUGGAUCAAGAAGGUGGUUAAGGACAGGUGGCGGUUGCCUCGGUUGAUCUCAACGCCGAUGAGCGUCGGAUUCGUGAUGGUUACCGGGUUUUGGCUGUUUAUUCCGCAGUUGUUGAGGUGCAAAAUUUACUUCAGAGCAUCUGAAGAGUAUGCGGUGUUGGGAGCGUUUGUGAAGGACGUUGUUGCUGGUGUUGUCAAAAGUUGUACGUAUUAGUUUACAGUUUGAAUGGAAUGGGAAUUAAAGAUCUCCCCAUCCCAGGAGUUCAAUAAUUAUUCGGCAAUUUCUUGUAAUUAUUCGGUGUUCUUGAGCUUCACCACGUGGUGUCGCAAGCUUUUCUCUACCGUUGUGUUGAGGCUCAUGUACUUUAUGAUUACUAGAGGGAUGACACACACUAUGU
Rhododendron vialii is the source of this 1443-nucleotide messenger RNA. Its product is annotated as acyl-CoA--sterol O-acyltransferase 1-like. The coding region runs from base 69 to 1259 and encodes 396 amino acids. The transcript has a single exon. Gene Ontology annotation, biological process: lipid metabolic process. Lineage: Eukaryota; Viridiplantae; Streptophyta; Magnoliopsida; Ericales; Ericaceae. The record is from RefSeq and is a predicted model, not a curated record.